This is a messenger RNA of Exaiptasia diaphana, 699 nucleotides long. RefSeq lists its product as uncharacterized. The record is from RefSeq and is a predicted model, not a curated record. NCBI's taxonomy places the organism in Eukaryota, Metazoa, Cnidaria, Anthozoa, Actiniaria, Aiptasiidae. The transcript is spliced from 4 exons. The coding region runs from base 187 to 561 and encodes 124 amino acids.
CCAAUUUUGCUGGCAGUGCUCUUGGCGAAAACUUCGAAUUCGCAAUUUAGGGCUUCCAACUUAAAAUGGGUCACAAAAUGCAAUGGAAAUAUCCCAGAAAACCCUGUGGCCGGAGGAGAAGACUACCCAGGAGAGGUUCUCUACGUCGCACGAAUUAAAAUCGGUAACAGYCUUACUCCUGGAAAAAUGGACGUGUCGAGCAAAGUGGCGCACGCAUCAUGGGGCGGAAAAGAGUACAGUCAAAAAUGUUACGAUAUUCUURCAAACAAUGGAUGGAAGUCCUAUUUGAGAUGGAUGAAGAGUGGUUUCUAUCAUGGCAAGCCGCCACAAGGUGCUGUUGAGGGGGGUUCUGAGAGACUAGUUGGAAAGUUAUACGUGGCGAGGUUCCUUCACCCAGAUGGCCACAUGAUCCCCGGCAAAGUGUCCUAUCGUUAUCGUAAGGCUUACUUCGGCUUCAAUGGUAGAGAAAUUGCAACGCGCAACUGGUGGGUACUGGUGGAACGUCCCAACGAACGUCCAAGAAAUACCAAGAGGCGUAAACCAGGCCCGAAGCCUAAAUAAGACCAYCGAUAACACACUGAAAAUGUCCCCAUAACCGAUGGCCGAACGAAUUAUUGUAAUAAAAUGAAAGAAUGAUAAUUAAAUAAUAUGAAUCCAUGGCAACAUACGGUCUUUGUUUUUUUCUAGUUGCUCGAAAGA